AUGCCCUUGGGCCAUCCAUCGCAGGUUGCCUACGCGGCGCCCAAUUGGUUGGCAUUGCUUGGUUUCGGUGACCAAAUGCCAUUCAACGACAUUUUGAGAAAACGACACCCUCACAAGCAGGCACAUCUUUCGAGGUCUCCCUUUGGCGUACAUCGCCAGAGCCGCCGACGAAGCCGCCCAUGGUCCUGCGAUGGGUUGGUAGAGGCGAUGCAGAACGGUCGGUUGAGACGCAGAGGAUCAAAACGAUUGUGGACUAGUCCGCGGAGCACGGAGUACACGACACGAAAUGAUUACAAAGAGCGUGAGCACGAUACACAACGAGCAGUACAUGUACAGCCUACUACGUAG
Sporothrix schenckii 1099-18 is the source of this 348-nucleotide messenger RNA. RefSeq lists its product as uncharacterized. Bases 1 to 348 code for a protein of 115 amino acids. NCBI's taxonomy places the organism in Eukaryota, Fungi, Ascomycota, Sordariomycetes, Ophiostomatales, Ophiostomataceae. The record is from RefSeq and is a predicted model, not a curated record. The transcript has 2 exons.